GUGAAAGAACCCGACAGACAAACAAGGGCUAUAAUUUCCUCAUGCCCGGAGUCUCGUAGAACAGUACUUGAAAAAGAAUUAAAGAAAACAGAAAUACAAGCGAAAAGAGUGCGACUUUAUUUGCUGUAUGCAUAUAUAUUUAGCACCAGAUCGAGGCAGGAAUCUCAUGAGAGUUUUUCUCCGGAAAGAGUUUCACUUCUUACAUCUCUCUCAGGGUUUUACUCUUUUCAAGGGGAAAAAACAUUGAAAGAAUGACGAAAUGAAUCUUUAAGAUCUGGAAGUGAUUGGAGAAAACUUGAAAAAGCUACAAUGGAUGGUGUGGUUCAGCUGCAGAAGCAGUUGGUUGACUACAUAGCCUCACUCUUUCAUGAGGGAUUUCUGGAUGAGCAGUUUAACCAGCUUCAGCAAUUGCAAGAUGAGAGCAACCCAGAUUUUGUGGUGGAAGUUGUAUCUCUCUUCUUUGAGGAUUCUGAGAGGCUUCUCAAUGAACUGGCCAAAGCUCUUUGGGUUCCUUUUAGAUCUUCUUCUUCUUUUUUUAAUCCAAAUAUCUUAUUCAGAGAACAAGAGACUAUAGAUUUUAGAAAGGUGGAUGCCCAUGUUCACCAGUUCAAGGGCAGCAGCUCCAGUAUUGGCGCGCAUAGGGUUCAGAAUGUCUGCAUUACCUUCCGGAAUUACUGCGAGGAGCAGAAUGUUGAAGGAGUAGAGCCUUGGCAUAGGUGUCUCAAAUGUCUGCAACAAGUAAAGCAUGAGUAUUCCCUUGUGAGAAACAAGCUUGAAACUCUGUUCCAGCUUGAGAAGCAGAUUAUAGCUGCCGGUGGAUCACUUCCGGCCACAUAGUGAGAUCAAGUAUAGCUAGCUAGCUAGCUAGCUAUAUCUCUCAACGAGAGUCCAAUAUUGGAUUUUAAGUUUGUAGAAAGUUGUUCAUUUAUUUCGUGUUAAGUUUUCUGCACGUCUAAGAUCAUGCUGAAGGGUUAAUCCAUGAGCUCGCCGGGGAGUGAAACGCUUAUCAUGAAUUACUUGAGAUUAUAUAUGGAUCAGUGAACAAAGAAUGUGAAUAAACCCUUUCCAUUUCGUCUCCAAA
This is a messenger RNA of Carya illinoinensis, 1081 nucleotides long. Its product is annotated as histidine-containing phosphotransfer protein 1-like. Gene Ontology annotation, molecular function: protein histidine kinase binding; histidine phosphotransfer kinase activity. NCBI's taxonomy places the organism in Eukaryota, Viridiplantae, Streptophyta, Magnoliopsida, Fagales, Juglandaceae. Gene Ontology annotation, biological process: phosphorelay signal transduction system; cytokinin-activated signaling pathway; phosphorylation. The record is from RefSeq and is a predicted model, not a curated record. The transcript is spliced from 6 exons. Bases 310 to 837 code for a protein of 175 amino acids. Gene Ontology annotation, cellular component: cytoplasm; nucleus.